Phacochoerus africanus (Common warthog) is the source of this 1214-nucleotide messenger RNA. RefSeq names its product family with sequence similarity 228 member A (gene FAM228A). The transcript has 8 exons. Bases 199 to 1170 code for a protein of 323 amino acids. The record is from RefSeq and is a predicted model, not a curated record. Lineage: Eukaryota; Metazoa; Chordata; Mammalia; Artiodactyla; Suidae.
GCAGACCUAGUCACCCCCUUUUGGAAACAGGUUUAGGAGCGCCAAGGAUUUCUUUUAUUUGUUUGUUUUGUUUUACUUAGACUGUUAAGCGGCAGAGCAAGGAUUCAAAUUGCUUUCUAAACCCCAGAGCUGUACUUUUUCAACUUUAAUGGCCUGAGUUUCCUCAAUUUACUCUUUGCCUCAAGGAUUCCAUUAUUUAUGGCUGCCAUGAAAAUACCCAAUUUUGGUGAACAUUUUGGGCCAGAACAAUUAAAAAAGUGGCCAGAGCCGGAGUCAGUUGACUUGAUGGAGGCACUGGCUAGAGAAGACAUAGAUGAAGCUGUACAUGCAGUAUUAUUUAGAGAAAAUUAUGUUGCAAAGAGAUUGGAUACGUAUUUUCAGCAUCUGGAUGUUUUUAAGGAAAGAAGAAAAGAGAUGAUACAUAGAAAAUGGACUGAAAAUGUUGCAGAACCUCUUCAGCAGAGAAUAGUGGCAAAAGUAAUUUCACAUAAAGGGUUGGAAAAAACAAAACGAGAGAAUUUUGAAGAUUUUUUAAAGCACACAAAUAAAACGGAAAUUAUAUUUGGAGGCUGUUAUGAUUCUGAAGUAUACAAUCCUUUUUAUAUGACAAGAAAGGACCCAAAUUAUGGAAAGGUUAUGGUCCCACCGUUCUGUGAUCUACUGUUUAGAAGACAACAAGAGGUGGAUGAAGAGCAGAGAGCUAUUUUUCAGUACAAGACAGGAAAACAGUGUACCUUUGAAGAAUUUAAAGAAUUAGAGAAGGCCAGGCGGUAUGCCAGAUUGCCCCAGAUCACUUUUACUCUCUGCAGCAUGGUUCCAAAGGCAAGGCCCAAAGCCUCUGCAAGACCUGUGGGAAACAAAACUCGUGGUAAAUGCAGUUCUGAAAAGCUUAUCUGUGCAGAAGAGAAAUAUCUGCCUGAUAAAGAGAAAAAGACCAUCAGCCUAAGUCAGAUGAUUUUUGAAAGGCAGUUUUGUUCCUCGAAGCUGAGCCAGGAGAGUAAAAGGCGUGAGAAGAAGGGUCUGGCUUUAGGAACCAGGCAGCCCAGACCCCGAUCCCGGGUGGCUGGGGAAAGCCAGCAGAGGCGGGGGUCACAGCCUGCGAAAAGAAGAGUGAUGACAGCAGAGGUCCUGGCGCAGCACCUGGCUGCCCUGCAGCUGGGAGACAGGUGAGGAAGCCAGGAACCCAGCCCCGGAAAGGGCCGUUUUAAAUAAAA